Sorghum bicolor (sorghum) is the source of this 1364-nucleotide messenger RNA. RefSeq names its product G-protein coupled receptor 1. Gene Ontology annotation, molecular function: G protein-coupled receptor activity. NCBI's taxonomy places the organism in Eukaryota, Viridiplantae, Streptophyta, Magnoliopsida, Poales, Poaceae. The transcript has 10 exons. The record is from RefSeq and is a predicted model, not a curated record. Bases 105 to 1070 code for a protein of 321 amino acids. Gene Ontology annotation, cellular component: plasma membrane. Gene Ontology annotation, biological process: cell surface receptor signaling pathway; adenylate cyclase-activating G protein-coupled receptor signaling pathway.
CCCAACCCAAUCCAGCCCAGCAACCAACGACCCCCCCCGGCCGUUUUCACUUGCCACCAUUCCCCACCACCGCAUAGAUCGCCCGCCGGUGACGGCGACCACUGAUGGCUCCGGCCGUGGCCGGGGCGGCGUCGGUGGCGAUGAGCCAGGCACUGCGGGACCGCCAGAUCCUCGACGCCGUGGGCACCGGCGCCGCCGCGCUCUCGCUGGCGGGCUCCUCCUUCAUCGUGCUCUGCUACCUCCUCUUCCGCGAGCUCCGCAAGUUCUCCUUCAAGCUCGUCUUCUACCUAGCCGUCUCGGAUAUGUUUUGCAGCUUAUUCACUAUACUGGGGGGGCCAUCGAAUGCAUUUUACUGCUUUGCACAUGACUACAGUGCUCAUUUCUUCUGUGUGGCUUCUUUUCUAUGGACAACCACCAUAGCAUUCACUCUGCAUCGCACAGUUGUAAAACACAAAACUGAUGUUGAAGAAUUUGGAUCUAUUUUCCACUUAUAUGUGUGGGGAACUUCACUAGCUACCACUGUACUACGUUCGAUAGGAAGUGACUAUGGAAGACCAGGUUCAUGGUGCUGGAUCCAGCAGGGAAGCAUGGCAAAGGUCCUGCACUUAGUAACUUUUUAUCUUCCACUUUGGGGUGCCAUUUUGUACAAUGGGUUUACAUACUAUGAAGUAAACCGCAUGCUGAACAAUGCAACACGGAUGGCUGCUGGCAUAAGUGAUCGAUCAAACCAGUCUGAUAUUAGGGCAGACAGGAAGGCAUUUAACCGAUGGGGUUAUUACCCUCUAAUUCUAAUCGGUUCAUGGGCAUUUGCAACUAUCAAUCGUCUUUAUGACUUUGCCAAUCCAGGGCACAAGAUAUUUUGGCUCUCCUUUCUUGAUGUUGGGUUCGCUGGACUUAUGGGCCUAUUCAAUUCCAUUGCUUAUGGGCUAAACUCUUCUGUGCGCCGAGCUAUUUCAGAAAGAAUCGACAUGUUCCUACCUGAGAGAAUCAAAAGGAGCCUCCCUACUUUCUCACGAUUGAGGAGUCAACAGGAAAAUGAACUGACUUCUCUUAUUGUCGAGGGUAACUGAUAUGAGCAGUUGGUUAGCAUUGUUGAUCGUCCGGUGUCCGGUACAUGUUGAGUUGGUUCGGCUGUGUCCAUUGUUGAUCGUCUUAACACGAGACCUGGGUUUGGGGGGUUCAUAGUUCCGGCCAGAGUAUAUAGUAGGCUAGAAUAGGAACAGUCGUUAGAUACACUGAUGUUCAUCUGUAGCUAGUUAAGCAGAAUUUGUUUGUUCAGAUGUACGAGUAUAAUCACUUCUGUACAAUGCACAUCUAGCGCUACACGAUUUGCAAUUUUUCAGUUUGUCCCUCUUUGCCCCUUA